AUGCUGGAACAGUACUCGAGGAAGGAUAACGUAGAAGUCAGCGGGCUACCUGUCACCCAAAACGAGGACGUCUUCGAUGUGGUGAGAGACCUCGGAGCUGCGAUGGGUGUGGACAUCCAACAGCAGGACAUCUCAACAGCGCACCGUGUUCCUUCAUACCAGAGAGACCGCAUCCCGUCACUGGUAGUGAAGUUUGUGAGGAGAGCAACCCGGGACGAACUCAUCGAAAACUACAGGCAGAAGAAAACAGCGAUGACAGCCAGAGACGUCAACCCUGCUUUACCGAUGCAAAGGAUUUACAUCAACAAACACUUGUCGCCGGAUAAUAAGGUAUUCUUGUCAAAGUUGAAAACAAAAUGUAAAGAAAUAGGUUUCAUGUACGCAUGGUGCAGGGACGGAAAGUUCUUUGUCAGAAAGUGUCAGGGUGAGAGAUACAUAAAAAUAGACUCGUACAAAGAUUUGGAAAAAGCUCAAAUACAACUUCCACCAACCAGGAUCACCCCAACUUCGGCUACCUCCGUCGAUGCCGUUUGCACUGACUUGAACUUGGACCAAGUAACGGUACGGGUGGUUCCUACUGGAAUCUCGGAUCACACUGGACAGCUGUGCUCACUGCAGCUACCGAUCUCUCUCAAGAAACCCACAUUGUAUCCAGAAGAAUCACCAAUCUCACCAACGUGA
Messenger RNA from Homalodisca vitripennis (glassy-winged sharpshooter), 681 nucleotides. RefSeq lists its product as uncharacterized. NCBI's taxonomy places the organism in Eukaryota, Metazoa, Arthropoda, Insecta, Hemiptera, Cicadellidae. The transcript is spliced from 2 exons. The coding region runs from base 1 to 681 and encodes 226 amino acids. The record is from RefSeq and is a predicted model, not a curated record.